Messenger RNA from Trypanosoma conorhini, 2145 nucleotides. RefSeq names its product transferase. The transcript has a single exon. The record is from RefSeq and is a predicted model, not a curated record. The coding region runs from base 1 to 2145 and encodes 714 amino acids. NCBI's taxonomy places the organism in Eukaryota, Euglenozoa, Kinetoplastea, Trypanosomatida, Trypanosomatidae.
AUGCGCAGGAGGAGGGAAGUGCGCCAGAGGCGGCGGUGUUGUAUCCUUGCAUAUGUGCUGUGUGUGUGUUUCCUCCUCAUUUUAUUGCAACCAGCCGCGUUGCUAUCGUUUUGGGGUACAGGCGCAGGGUCGCAAGUGCCAACCUCAUCGCCGCCGGCACCAGCGGCAUCCUCACCACCCCCGUAUGUCCCCAGUGAAAACAAGGCUACACAUGCGGUGGUCACGGCAACACGCGUGAAGAUAUCGACAGACGAGGAAUUCGACCGUGAGGCGCUUGGCCUUGUGAAGCUGCAACUAAAGCGGCAGCGGCAGCGGCAAAGCAUGCAACCCGAGGCAGGGAAACAUGUGCGCUGCGGCGAGGUUCUGCGCUGUGCACUCCUUUCUCCCUUGGCUCUGAAGGCGUGUUCAAUGGCGUUCCGUGAAGUCUACGAUAAGGUAACGGAGCAGGGAGGUGAUGCACCAGUUACGCUGCUCUUCUCAUCAAGUACGAAAUGCCAGGGAGACACGGCCAGUGACUUGAGGGCGAGGGACUUUUUGGAGGGGUCAAACCGUAGCAUCAUGAACCGGCUUUCUAGCCAAAUUAGUCGCAUGCAAAAAACGGCCGAGGCGAGUGGGUUGAGGUUCCCGUCAUUGCAAACUCUUUACGAGGGGGUGCUGGAAGCUGAUGCUGGGCGAGGCGACAACACCCCCUCCAACGUUUACGGUGGCCGCGCCCAUGUUUUUGGUGGUGCGUUCAGUGCGGUGCAGGUGCUGAGUGUGCGAUAUCUGCUGCAGGGCGGCUUGGCGAGUUUUCCCAGCUUGGAGGAGGGACUGGCCACGGUGUUGGGUGCAGCCACCACAACUUACGUCCUCAUGAGCCCCCCGUCGUCAACGCUGCGUGCGAUGGCCCUGACGGAGCCGCUCCGCCAGGCCGCCGCGAAGGAAAACUGCGCAUUCACCCAACUGCCGACGGAUAACAUGUAUCUGUGGAAGGACGGGUCUCCUCUGAGCGCCCUGGUGAUUGGCAUACACUGCCCCAAGGGCUACGGCCCCGGCGAGGGCCAGACGCUGCGCGACUCCUCGCCUGGGCAACGCCUUGACAUGAAAGGGGAAGUCACACAGCCACUUCUAUGCGAGCAUCUUCCGGGCCGAGUUCUUCUCGCCCGUUCGAUCAAGUAUGGGAGCAGGACCGCGAUUUUUCACGGAAAGUGGCGGAAGCAAAAGGUGAUUGUGAAACUAUUUCACCCGUACCAGUAUUUUAGCUUUCAGGGUUUUCGUGACUUUAUGCAAGAGCGGUCGCGGCGGAGCCCACUGAUUCAUUACCCGGCAUUUAGCUGCUACUCCUCCAAGUACAAUGGAAUUUUUCAAGUUCAACCCGUGCUUGGCGGCCACGUGACGCUACAGUCGCUCUUGAGCCCGUGGGGUGCUCGUAAGAGAGUUUCAUUGCGGCAGCGGCUGGAGAUUGCCGUGCAGAUUGUCUGCAUCUUCGAGUUUCUGCACGCAGGCCAUCCUGCUGGCUUUUUUCUCUACGAUGACAAUCACCCCGGCCAGUAUUUACUCAAGAAGGAAGGCGAUGACUUUUACGCGGUGCGGCUCAUUGACAUUGACACCCUCCAGAAGGGGACUGCGGCCCCACUGGCGACUCCGCGGUAUCCGUACAGCAACGUCAGCUCGCACUGCCGCUGCUUCUAUUGUCGUGGACGCUCAAACUGUAUGUUUUUUAACACAAAUGAGGCCUAUGAGGCUUGUGGGCAAUUACAAAGCAGAGAGGCGUGGGUGGCUGAGAUGCCGCUUUUGGUGCGUCCUGGGCGUUUGUGUGACGGCAGCAGUGACAUGUGGUUUGAGGCGCAACUGCUGUUUUUUCUUUUUGAUGGAACCGUGGCGUGGCGAGCGUUGAGUCGCGACGCGCUGCUGCAUCAGAUCAAGUCCGGACGCGUGCCGCGCUUGACGAACUCGUCAGGGGCAGCGCAGCACAGCGAGGCGAUGCGGCAACUCUUGUCACGCAUGUUCCUCUCGCGUCCGACGGAGACGGCGGUACUGCGGGAGUUAAGAGCACUUUGCACUGCGGUAGGAGGCUGCAGUCGCUUAGCGGCGUGCCCGGCAACCGCGCCGGUGUCGGCGGGCGGCCGAUACUCCUCGCCGCUGAACCUCCGCCUAAGCCGCUAG